AUGCCCUUCAUCCCACGCAAAGCAGCGUUUACUGCCGCAAAGCGAUUCUACUCGGCCUCUCACAUCUCCGCCCCGGCCUCAGGCCUCCGCAUCAACGCCGACAGACUCCAGGAGACAAUCCAUCACACGUGCCAAUGGGGAGCAGCUCAUCGAUAUGGAAGCGGCCCAACGGAGACGGGCACGUCGCGGCUUUCGCUUUCCGAUGAUGACGCCCAGGCUCGCCGUUGGUUUGCCGAAGAGACGAAGAAGCUGGGCUGCAACUUGGUCGUAGAUCAGCUCGGCAACAUGUUCGCCAGCAGACGAGGGUCAACACCCAAUCCAACCCCCAUGAUUGCCAUGGGAAGCCACCUCGACACUCAACCGCGAGGUGGCCGAUACGACGGUAUCUUGGGAGUUGUGGCUGCUGUCGAGGUGUUGCGGACGUUUGCAGAGAAUGGAUACAAGACUCAUCACGACGUUGGAGUUGUCAAUUGGACAAACGAAGAAGGUGCCAGGUUUCCCAAGUCGAUGAUGGCUUCUGGUGUCUGGGCCGGUAAGAUUCCGCUCGAACAAGCCUACUCGCUAGCCGAUAUCUUCGAUCCAUCUAUCACAGUCAAGUCAGAGCUGCAGAGACUGGGCUACAUCGGAGACGUCGCCUGCUCAUCCACCGGGUAUCCCUUGGGAGCCCACUUCGAACUGCACAUCGAACAGGGCCCGAUCCUCCAAGAUACCGGUAAGAAAAUUGGCGUCGUCCAGGGCGGCCAGGCAUACCGCUGGCUCACCGUCACCGUCGACGGCCGCGAUGCUCACACGGGAACGACGCCUCUCAAGUCUCGCAGCGACCCCCUGCUGGCAGCAUCUAAGAUGAUCGUUGCCUCCAACUCCAUCGCAAAGUCCCUCGGCGCGCUGGCAUCCACCGGCGUCUUCAAGAUUCCCCCAAGCUCUUCCACCAAUACGAUUGCCUCACAGGUGACCUUUACCCUCGAUAUCCGCCAUCCCGACGACAUGGUAGUCGACCAAGUGGAGAGCCUCUGCUUCGAGGCCUUCAAAGACAUCGCCAGGCAAGACGGUCGCGGCGUUCAAGUCAACUGGACCGUCGAUACAGACUCUCCCGCCACAAAAUUCGACCCGGACUGCAUCAAGAUGGUCGAGAAGGCUGCAACGGAUCUUGUGGGAUCCGACGGCUGGCUGCACAUUACCAGCGGAGCCGGCCACGACAGCGUCAAUACCAGUGGCCGAUGCCCCACGACAAUGAUCUUUGUUCCCUGCAAAGAUGGCGUCAGUCACCACCCUGAGGAGUACUGUAGUCCAGAGGAUUGCGCUCUUGGAGCCCAGACACUUCUCGAAUCAGUGGUGAAUUACGACAAGUUCAAGGCUGGGCAGUGA
Trichoderma citrinoviride is the source of this 1365-nucleotide messenger RNA. RefSeq names its product amidase. Lineage: Eukaryota; Fungi; Ascomycota; Sordariomycetes; Hypocreales; Hypocreaceae. The transcript is spliced from 4 exons. The coding region runs from base 1 to 1365 and encodes 454 amino acids. Gene Ontology annotation, molecular function: hydrolase activity, acting on carbon-nitrogen (but not peptide) bonds, in linear amidines. The record is from RefSeq and is a predicted model, not a curated record.